This is a messenger RNA of Balaenoptera musculus (blue whale), 3051 nucleotides long. It is a transcript of the gene CCDC66, whose product is annotated as coiled-coil domain containing 66. Gene Ontology annotation, molecular function: microtubule binding. Gene Ontology annotation, cellular component: photoreceptor inner segment; cilium; microtubule. The coding region runs from base 58 to 3018 and encodes 986 amino acids. Gene Ontology annotation, biological process: cilium assembly. The transcript is spliced from 19 exons. Lineage: Eukaryota; Metazoa; Chordata; Mammalia; Artiodactyla; Balaenopteridae. The record is from RefSeq and is a predicted model, not a curated record.
GCAACCGACGUAUACAAGGGGCUUGAGCGGCCUGUGGAGAGCGUGGCCGGUCGCGCCAUGAACUUGGGAGAUGGUUUAAAGCUUGAAACUGAAUUAUUGGAUGGAAAAACCAAGCUAAUACUGUCUGCAUAUGAACGUAAAUCAAAAAUUUCUGUAAAGCAGAUGGGAAAUAAGACCAAGAUUGCAAAAUGUCCUUUAAGAAAUAAACAAACUGGAUACAUUCUGAAAUCACAAAAUACUUGUGUCAGGAGUGAAAAACUUUCGCAAAAGAAGAGAAUUUGUUCAGAAACUUCAUUGGCAAAAAGUGAAAAAAAUAGUAUGACUUUUUCACCCACUAAGGAUUUAUGCAAGCAGUAUGCAGAUAAAGACCAUCUUCAUAUCCAGAAAGAAAUUUCACCUGCAACCCCUAAUGUACAGAAGACUAGAAACAGCAUAAAUGCAUUUGUAGUAGCUAAACAGAAGCCUUGCAAAAAGCACGUCACAGCUGAAAAUGUGAAGAGCAGUUUGGUGUGUCUAACACAAGACCAACUACAACAGAUUUUGAUGACUGUAAACCAAGGAAAUAAAUCAGUUUCCCUGGCUGAGAAUGGAAAGAGGGAGGAAACAAGUCAGUAUAGUCUAAAUUUAAACAAUAUUCCUGAUCAGCCAAAGGAUGAGAACAUCGUGGGACUUACGCAGAAAACUGAGGCCAUUUCAUCUGUUCAGGAUGAAAAAAAGUCUGUUUUAAAUGAAAAUCAGGUGACAUCUAAUCAGUAUGAGCAGAAAAUUGCCACAGAGAAUAUAUGGAAACCAGCUGACAUAUUCAGUACUCUGGGAGAAAGAGAACGUGAUAGAGGUUUGUUGGAAGCAAAAAAAGCCCAGUGGAGGAAAGAGCUUGGUAGGACAUUAUUUACAGAUGAACAGGUUGCUUUAAAGAAGAAAGAAAAAGAAGCUUCUGAAAAAUGGAAUAAUCCAUGGAAAAAAUCUGAAAGUGAUAAAAUAGUAUGGGAAAAACUUCAAAUUCUUGAUCAGGCUAAGACUGCUGCUAGCUAUUCUAGCAUUCUGUCACAGUCUCCCAGUCAGGUAAUGGUGAUCCAGGCUGACGGGCACUCACCACCUAGAGCUAGUCAGAUUUUAGAGGAAGCAGUACUGAUGGAGUGCCCUUUCAGUGUUGUGAAACAAGAACAGCAGAGAAAAUGGAUUGAAGAGUUGAACAAGCAAAUAGAGGAUGACCGCCAAAAAAAAGUAGAGGAAAAAAUUAUAUCUUCAAAGGGUGAGGAACAUGACAGAUGGGCAAUACAUUUUGAUUCAUUCAAGAGCUGUCCUGGUUCUCAGUCUCAGCUGUCCUCUCGGUCAACGCAAACACAACCAGAGUACUUCUGUGUCUCUCCGGACGCUCAGGACCUGGCUGAUAUCAGCAGUCUCUAUACACCUGCAGCGGGAAGCCAGGUUGAACCUUCAGAGGAGGAGCGCGUAGCAAGACCUGUUAGAGACGUGGCUGUGGAAAGCAGUAAGAAAAGGAACUUUCUCCGUUCUAUGACUGCUCUUUUGGACCCAGCUCAAAUCGAGGAACGAGACAGGAGACGACAAAAACAGUUAGAACAUCAGAAAGCCAUCACUGCUCAGGUAGAAGAGAAGCGGAAGAAGAAACAGCUUGAAGAAGAGCAAAGAAAGAAGGAGGAACAAGAGGAGGAGCGUCGCUUAGCACGGGAACAAGAAGAGAUGCAGAAACAGUAUGAAGAAGAUAUACUUAAGCAAAAACAAAAGGAAGAAAUCAUGACUCUUAAGACAAUUGAGCUGUUCCAGACGAUGCAGAGAGCGCAGGAGCUGGCACAGAGACUGAAACAAGAACAGAGAAUCCGAGAAUUGGCUCAAAAGGGACAUGACACUUCUAGAUUGAUUAAAAAUCUUGGCAUUGAUACAAUACAAGUGGAAUAUAAUGCAUCUACUGACAACACUGCAAAUUCAAGACAUGGCUUGGAUAAAAUCAGUGGUAAAAUGAAUACAUAUAUCAGCUCUACAGCCUCUCCCAGGAAGGACACUGGUGUGCAAACGGAUGACUUAAAUGCAGGAAUAUUUACCAACAUAGAAUCACGCUGUGGAUCGGUAAUAGAGAGGGAAACUGUUAUAAACUGUUCAUCUCCUGAGAUUCCUGCAGAAUUUAAUGAACAGUUUAACACUAAGAAGAACAAGCAAGAACUAGUAAAUCAUGAUAACGGAGCCAACUUAGAAAAAGAAAACAGUUGGUAUAAUGACCAGUGUAAUCAGUUCACAAGAACAGAGAAACAAACAAAACAUAUGAAGAAGUGUCCUAAAAGGCCUGAUUGGAAUAUAAAUAAACCACUGAGACGGUAUAUUCCAGCAUCAGAAAAGUACCCUAAACAGCUUCAAAAGCUGAGAGAAGAAAAAAGAGUAAGAAGGCAGAUGGAACUGCUUCAUUUGGUAGAAAGAAAUAAUCCUGGACACCUUUCUCAAAAUAGAGUCACUUCACCAGAUGUUCUUCAUUCAUCUCAUCAAGAAACUGAACCAGGUUUCAGGUGGCAGCUAGUCAAAAAGGAAGAAGAACCUCGGAGAAUUAAUUCUUUCAGCAAGGAAAGGUCUCAAUCACCACCAGUUCCGGCAGUGAAGAACAGAACGCAGCAAACUCAGACACUAAAAAACAGUACUUAUGAAAGAGAGAAUCUGAUCUCAGGAGAUAGUCAAACAGAAUUCUCACCUGGGUUUUCUGAACCAUUUCAUUUUAUUCCCUAUGUCCGAACCAAUGAGAUCUAUUACCUUGAUCCAGAUGCACCAUUGUCUAGGCCUUUAACCCAGGAUCCUCAGUACCAAAAUCCACAUGACUGUGACCAAGAACAGCUUUUUGACCAUCUCAGGGAUCCACUUCUUAAUCCUAACUUGGUGAAAAACAGGGAUCGACAGCAAGCAAUCCUUAAGGGACUGUCAGAACUGAGACAGGGCCUUCUCCAGAAGCAAAGAGAGUUGGAAACUAAUCUCAUGCCUUUAGCUGCAAAUCAAGAAGAGAAUUUUAGUUCAUUUUAAAUGUAGAAAAUCAAAUCCUUUACAUUUGAUUUG